CGCCCGCCCGCGCGUGCUGCGAGCUCCAACCGGAUCAGCUGCGUCUGUCCUCCGGUCCUGCAGCCAGCCUGACACCGGACAGCUCUCAGACGGCUUCUCGUGACUCCAGCCACCAUGGGAAAGGAGAAACUCCACAUCAACAUCGUGGUGAUCGGCCAUGUGGACUCUGGGAAGUCCACCACUACGGGCCACCUCAUCUACAAGUGUGGCGGCAUCGACAAGAGAACCAUCGAGAAGUUUGAAAAGGAGGCUGCUGAGAUGGGGAAGGGAUCGUUCAAGUAUGCAUGGGUGCUGGACAAGCUGAAGGCCGAGAGGGAGCGAGGCAUCACCAUCGACAUCUCGCUGUGGAAGUUUGAGACCAGCAAGUACUACGUGACCAUCAUCGACGCGCCCGGACACCGGGACUUCAUCAAGAACAUGAUCACAGGCACCUCCCAGGCCGACUGUGCCGUGCUGAUUGUGGCGGCAGGCGUGGGAGAGUUUGAGGCCGGUAUUUCCAAGAACGGGCAGACUCGCGAGCACGCCCUCCUGGCUUACACCCUGGGAGUCAAGCAGCUCAUCGUGGGCAUCAACAAGAUGGACUCCACCGAGCCCAACUACAGCCAGAAACGUUACGAGGAAAUCGUGAAGGAAGUGAGCACCUACAUCAAAAAGAUCGGCUACAAUCCGGACACGGUCGCCUUCGUGCCCAUUUCAGGCUGGAAUGGAGACAACAUGCUGGAGCCCAGCCCCAAUAUGACAUGGUUCAAGGGCUGGAAGAUCACUCGGAAGGACGGCAAUGCAUCUGGGACCACACUGCUGGAGGCUUUGGAUGCCAUCCAGCCCCCCACCCGCCCCACCGACAAGCCUCUGCGCCUGCCCCUGCAGGAUGUCUACAAGAUUGGAGGCAUUGGGACGGUGCCCGUCGGACGCGUGGAAACAGGAAUCCUGAAACCCGGCAUGGUGGUGACCUUCGCCCCCGUCAAUGUGACCACCGAGGUCAAGUCUGUGGAGAUGCACCACGAGGCGCUGACCGAGGCCCUCCCCGGCGACAACGUUGGCUUCAACGUCAAGAACGUGUCUGUCAAGGACAUUCGCCGCGGCAACGUGGCCGGCGACAGCAAGAGCGACCCUCCUCAGGAGGCUGCCAACUUCACUGCUCAGGUGAUCAUCCUCAACCACCCUGGACAGAUCAGUGCUGGCUACGCCCCUGUGCUGGACUGCCACACCGCCCACAUUGCCUGCAAAUUUGCAGAGCUCAAGGAAAAGAUUGACCGCCGCUCUGGCAAAAAGCUGGAGGACAACCCCAAAUCUCUCAAGUCUGGAGAUGCCGCCAUCGUCGAUAUGAUUCCUGGAAAGCCGAUGUGUGUUGAGAGCUUCUCCGAGUACCCUCCACUGGGUCGCUUUGCGGUGCGCGACAUGCGUCAGACCGUGGCGGUCGGCGUGAUUAAAGGUGUGGAGAAGAAGGUCUCCACCACUGGUAAAAUCACCAAGUCUGCCCAGAAAGCCCAGAGGAACAAAUGAAUGUUGUGCUUCACUGCCGACCCCAAGGUCUCCCAUGGCAGGACGUCAGUCAUCCAGCUCCAUCCUACAAUUGGCUGUUUCAACGUAAUAAUCAAAGACUGGUUAAUCAUCACAAUGCAUCGCAAAAGCAUUCGAAGGAAAGAAAAACAUCCUGAUCCUUAAACCUUGAGGCGGCACUCCUGACUCCAUUUCAGUGGUUAGAUUACCAUUAUUUACACUGUAAUAUCAAAGAGAUAGUUUUAAAUGUGAACUGUUGAUUUGAUUCAUGGCAAUACCUUCCUGUGAUACUGAGACAUUCAACAGUAGAGACCUCUCUGGAGUGCAGGUCCUAGAGUCGUUACAUGGUGCGUGUUGUCCUGCUUUUAGUGUCUGUUUGCAACUUACUACUACUUACUCUGUAGGAGCCUGUGGCAAGAAGUUAAAGCUAUGUUCUUCUGAGUAGUGGAUUAGUAGAAUAUCUGUUAUGUUCAAGCUUUAAACGGCACUUAAAAUGGUCUAAUUUGUCUGAACGGAGUGACAAAGUGACCACUUGUCGAUUCUCGAAGCACUUUGAUCGGCCUUUUGCUGACUUUGCACUGGCACCGAAGAUGUUUAAAUUGGCACAUGAGCUACUGCACCUUAUUGUAAGAUGGCAUGAGCCUCUUUGCAACAUUAAACAUAUUUCAACCAAAA
Molecule: messenger RNA, 2175 nt
Organism: Salarias fasciatus (jewelled blenny)
Lineage: Eukaryota; Metazoa; Chordata; Actinopteri; Blenniiformes; Blenniidae
Gene: eef1a1a
Product: eukaryotic translation elongation factor 1 alpha 1a
Exons: 8
Coding region: 115-1503 (462 amino acids)
Biological process (GO): translational elongation
Molecular function (GO): translation elongation factor activity; GTP binding; GTPase activity
Source: RefSeq, a predicted model, not a curated record